This is a messenger RNA of Colletotrichum karsti, 537 nucleotides long. RefSeq names its product infection structure specific protein. NCBI's taxonomy places the organism in Eukaryota, Fungi, Ascomycota, Sordariomycetes, Glomerellales, Glomerellaceae. The record is from RefSeq and is a predicted model, not a curated record. Bases 1 to 537 code for a protein of 178 amino acids. The transcript has a single exon.
AUGCACAACUCGAUCGUCUUCGUCGCGGCACUCGCCGGCUCUGCCGUCGCCGCCAUCAGUAACCCCCAUCCUGACCACAUUCGCCGCGAUAUCCUCCCCCGCCAGACCGAAACCAUGGCCUCGGCCGACCCCUGCCUCAACGCCCUGGCUACCGUCUACGCCAACGCGCCGACACCGCCUGCGAAGGUAGUCUCCUACGAGAUGACCGCCCCUGUCCAGACGAACCCCUGCAGCGUCACCGUCCCGUCCGACCUCAGCUCCGACUACGCCAGCUAUACCUCCGCAGUCCUCAGUUGGGUCGAUUCCAACUCGGCCUCCAUCGCCUCCGCUCUGUCUCAGUGCUCCACGCUCACCGAUUUGACGACCGAAGUCCCUGUCUGCACUGCUACCGGCGGUUCUGGUGGUUCCAAGGCGACAGGCGGUGCUGGCGGCUCUAGCAGCGGCGGUACCAAGUCACCCAACGCCGGUCCUCGUGAGACUGGUGUCGUGGCUGUUGUUGUUGCUGCCGCCGGUAUCGUCGGUGCUGCUUUGCUGUGA